Molecule: messenger RNA, 4137 nt
Organism: Jaculus jaculus (lesser Egyptian jerboa)
Lineage: Eukaryota; Metazoa; Chordata; Mammalia; Rodentia; Dipodidae
Gene: Mosmo
Product: modulator of smoothened
Exons: 3
Coding region: 13-516 (167 amino acids)
Biological process (GO): negative regulation of smoothened signaling pathway
Cellular component (GO): Golgi apparatus; ciliary membrane
Source: RefSeq, a predicted model, not a curated record
CGGGGCGGGGAGAUGGAUAAACUGACCAUCAUCUCAGGAUGUCUCUUUCUGGCCGCCGAUAUCUUCGCCAUCGCCAGCAUCGCCAACCCGGACUGGAUCAACACCGGCGAGUCGGCGGGAGCGCUUACCGUGGGCCUCGUGCGACAGUGUCAAACAAUCCAUGGACGAGACCGGACCUGCAUCCCUCCCCGGCUUCCCCCAGAGUGGGUCACCACACUGUUUUUUAUCAUCAUGGGAAUCAUUUCACUGACUGUCACAUGUGGCUUGCUGGUGGCUUCGCACUGGCGCAGAGAAGCUACAAAAUAUGCUCGAUGGAUAGCGUUCACUGGAAUGAUCCUUUUCUGUAUGGCUGCCCUCAUAUUUCCAAUAGGAUUUUACAUCAACGAAGUCGGAGGUCAACCUUAUAAAUUACCCAACAACACAGUGGUUGGGUCAUCAUAUGUACUUUUUGUCUUAUCCAUUUUCUUUACAAUAGUAGGACUUCUAUUUGCUGGCAAAGUUUGUUUACCAGGCUGAUGAAUGUCGAAACUGCUUGAGUCCCGUGAUUUUUAUUUUGGUUUUGAUUUGUGAAGAGGGAGGGCAGAGACAAGGCUGAGCUCCUCAUGGGAGGCGCUCAGAUGAGACUGACGCCAGAAAGAAAAGACGCUUUGAUUUGUUCUCACUAUGCACUUUGGAUUUAAAACAAAUGAGAGCCUUUUCCAUAACCAAAUACAAUAUUGACUAAAUCUCCUGAGCAUAUUCAGGCAGUCAGUCUGCACUGUGAUAGCAACUUAGUGAAGGAGAAUGCUUUAUACUGAAAAGCAUGUGGCCCUUUGUGACUCUGUGGUUCUGUUUUUACUGUCUAAUGAUUCAUUUGAGGGAAAAAAAAAAAUCUUAAGUAUUUUGAAUCAUGGUGGACCAGAGGUAUGCAAGAGAAGUUCAUGUGGGGCUGGCCUCACCUCCUAAGAAAUUAGUGUUCACAACUUCCUUGUAGUGUUAAGAGCCUUUGGCACCAGAGUGGAUUGCCGUUGCAUUACUGUACCACAAAGCCAAUAGAUCAAAACUUGUUCACUAAAAUGUAAAAAAAAAAAAAAAAAAAAAUCUCAAAUUCCCUGUGUACAAAAGAAAAAACAAACAGUAAAAGAUAUGUUUGGGGUGGGUGGGGAAAAUCUUCCUUAUAUUUAUAUAAAUAUAUAUAUAUAUAAUAUAUAUAUUUUGCUGAUGCAGUAUACAGUGUGUAUAUAUAUGUGUGUGUGUGUUUGUGUGUGUGCGCGUGUGUAUGUGUGUAUAAAUUUAUAUAUGCACACAUAUGCACAGUUCCUGGAAGAGAACUCUGAAUGCUUUGCUAGCAAAACACUGUGGUGUGCGAACCUAGAACUCAAUAGAAAAAAGCCAUUUAUCUGAAGGCGUGUAGUGGAGAGUCUUCAGUUUACCUCAUUCUUUGUAGCAGCCCUUGGUUUUAACAGGCUUUUGUAAUAGGUACAAAUAAUUCCACACCUUUCCAGGUGCAAUUUUAAGUUAAGCUAAAGUUUCUUUCUAGGUUUAAUUUAUUUGUAUAUGAUAGUAGCAUAAGAUAAGAUCAUGUCAAACAUUAUAAUUUGGGGAAUCUAACACUAUUUAAAUUAUUGGCAACUGUUGUCUAUUGUGUAGAGAUUCUUUUUUUUCUACUGGCUCAGUCUGUUAUAUUAAAAAUGCAUCUUAUAUGUUCACACAACUUUACAUUAUAAGUAUAAAGUUGACUAGCAAAUAUGUGGAUGAUUUAGCUAUUUAUGACACUUAAGUUCACUCUACCAUAAAAAUUAAAUGUCUUUUCAUUUUUAGGUAUUACUGAUACAUCUUUACCAAAAACUUGAGCAAUACAACAUUUUCUUUAUAUGCUACAUGUCUCUGCUAAAAGCUGACAUUUUUGCAUUUACUUUAAAGGGCUGUACUAAACCCACAGCUGUAAGUUUUUUUUUUUUUUUCUAAAAGAAGCAUUGCAGCUAAACUUUGAACUCACAGAUAGUUUAAAAAUACAAUAUUUAUCUUCUCCACAUUUCCAUGCCUUCACAUGAACACCUGGAUUUUUCCUGGCAGAACACUACACAAAGUCUCCUGUUGAAGUGAAGGGCGGGAAAGUGUUAGGUAGCAGUGGAGCUGAGUGAAAUGGCAAUCCAGAUGUUCCUGUUAGUAGGGUCAGUCUCAGCAGAAAUAAUGCAGUUCUUAGGAAGCUGAUUGAGGUCAGAACGCUGACUUCACAGUGAGCUUCCUUUUCAGAUGCACACAGUAUGGAAUGAAGGUGCUUGGUGGCUUCACAUUGGCUUGUUUAAUAUUUGUCUAUCCAGUAUUUCAUUGUGAAUGAAAGCACAGUGUUUUUGCUCAUGUAGGAAUCAAGGAGUUGAACCACCUCUAUGGUGAGUUCCUUGAUUAUUCUACAAGAAGAAGACCAUACCUUUCCUUCCACCACUGUAAGAAACCUUUAGUAAAUUCAAGGGAGACCAUUUCCCCCAAAUAUUACUGUAUCUGAUUAACCCGACAAUUACCAGUGGACAUUUGGGUCUGGGAUGUGAUUGGCCCUCAUUCACAUGGAUGACUUUGGUUAGUUGUUGCCAUUUUCCCACUGAGAUACAUGUUAGCAAAGUGUGGCUCACGUUAAUUGAUAUGACCAAGAGCCUUUCUCUUCCAAAAGAUGGAUUGUAUUGUAAAUAGUUUCUCAAAAUAUUUUUAACUGGAUUAUGAGCAUGGGGAGAGAAAGUUUCUCAGCUGCUAAGAAUUUCCCCACUGUUUACUUCUUAUACUUACAGUGGUAUUACAUAUAAGAUUACAUCAAUUGAAGGUUUUAUUUGUAUCUAUUACCCAAACCAUUAAACUGUCUUUAAUUUCAUCAUUGUCUAAGAGGUCCAGUGCAUGAAUGGCCAAUGGGGGAAGCCCCUCUGGCCAGUGAGCACCUUAACCUGGGUUUGAGACCAUCCAUCCAGUAGUAUGUGAAGUCCAGUCUUUGUAACUCUUCCAGACCAAACACUGAAAUGGACACAUCAUCUAAGCUUCUGUCAGUCCUGUAAGUGAAGCGAUAGCCAGCUGUCAGCAGUUGCUUCCUAAAAGCUCACUACCAUAAGUACUAUAUAGUACAGUGUUAAUUGAUAGCAGGAAAUCCUAUCUUGUAAAAUGUAUAUAAAACACUUUUAUGGUGCAAUCAUUUGUCAAUCUUGUCUGUUAUCGUUUCUAGACUGUAUAUUCUUUUCAUGCCUAAGAAUAUCACUGUAAAAACUGCUGAAAGCUAUUUUUAUUUUAUUAUUUGCACAAGACUGAAUUAGUUUGAAAUUUUUGGGAGCUCCUAUUGAACAUGCCAAAACAUCUGUAAACAUAAAAAUCUUCAGUUCAUUAAAAACACACAUUUCAGUAUGAUUCUUUGCAAAGGUAAUUCAUGUUCCAUGUUAAAUGUAUGUAUGUGCUUUCCAGCUCUUCCAUCUCUUGUGAACUUCUCUGUCUCGGCUGUUUUGAUCCUGAAGGGCGGCUUGCUUUUCUUCUUCUUGUUCUAGAUGACCAAACACUAUCGGUUUUUAGCCUUUUGCCUAAAGCUUUGGUAUCUCCACUUGAUGUUCUGUAAACUCACUGUUUAAUCUAAGUGAAAUAAUAGUCCUGGUGACAAGAAAUCUAUUGAUUCAGAGGAAAAGCCCUGAAGAGUAUUGAAAACUAACUUUAGUUAUAUUCUUAGCCGUUAACUUUGCAUCGUGGGCUUCAUAGGAAGAACAUGUUGCAUUUAUUUUGUCUUUAUUAAAAGACUACUCGCCACAAGUUACUCUUGUAGUAACUGUUUUGUCAACCCACUUUGAUUUUCUUUAAAAAAAUUAAACUUACAUUCACAACUCAAAACAGUAAGCUGUCUUUUCAGAAAACUUUUGAAGGAUAAAGAUAUGAAGGAAACAAGUGGCCUUUGUAGGACACUCCAGACACAGGACUUUUAGUCACGUCACCUCCAGUUUGAACGUCUGUGGCCAGGGUAUUAUACUAUCCCAAACCUUAUUAAAAUUGUUUUCUAAUUGGUUAUAACAUUUUCUCAAUUAAUAGUUCAAAACAAAUUGUUAAUACAACUGUAUAAAAUGAACAUAAUUUUCUUCACUUGUAUUUUUGUUAUUGAGCAAGUUUAUCAAAAUAAAUUGUCUACUAAAGAAACUAAAA